AUGCAUCACAUGCAAAGUGCCCCUCACCCAUCACAUUCUCCACAACUCUUUAAUCAAGGGGCCCAUGCACAUGCACAUGUACUCACAAUGCGCCCUCGAAACCCUAUUGCUUCCAUACAUGUUAAGCGCCAACAUGGCACAAUGUCGUCACCCGGCCCCGAAGCCAUGCAGGCACAUCCCCGAGAGAAGUUGCAGGCCGCAAACUAUACGUGCCCCCAACGAAAUGAAAGAUGA
This is a messenger RNA of Bipolaris victoriae FI3, 234 nucleotides long. RefSeq lists its product as hypothetical. The coding region runs from base 1 to 234 and encodes 77 amino acids. NCBI's taxonomy places the organism in Eukaryota, Fungi, Ascomycota, Dothideomycetes, Pleosporales, Pleosporaceae. The transcript has 2 exons. The record is from RefSeq and is a predicted model, not a curated record.